UAUUCUAAUACUUUUUUUUUCACCACUUAAAAAACAGUGCGUAUGCUAGAACUUUGUAAACUUCGGAAUGGGUUUUGCAAUGGACAUGUGAGUCAUGAUUUAGGGCAAACAGGAAUAACAAAGGAGGAAGACGAGCUGCAAACGCAGCUGGUAACCAUUAAACACCACUAUCAGCCGUCAGUAAUGAUUCCCAUCUCCAGGCGAUACAAAACCCUAGUUUUUGAUGCAUAAACACUCAAUGGGUUAUCUCAAUAGAGCGUCCAAAGCAAUCCAAGUAGUCAAUCGCAAAUACAGACUCAGCCCCAAUCAUCACCAUCAUUGUUAUAGGUUAGGAUUACCUUAUUCUAGCUCAUAUGAACACGGAUUCUGCUCCAAUUCACGGAAUAGUAACCGCAAGGACGAUAACAACGCCAUAGAUUUGAGCCAGUAUCCUACCGAAAAAAUUCGAAAUUUCUCCAUUAUUGCUCAUGUUGAUCAUGGAAAAUCUACACUGGCUGAUCGACUUCUUGAGCUUACUGGUACUAUUAAGAGAGGCCUUGGGGCCCAAUACCUUGAUAAACUACAGGUCGAGAAAGAAAGGGGAAUCACUGUUAAAGCUCAAACAGCCACCAUGUUUUACAACUACAAAUCAAAGGAGAGCUCCACAAGCUAUUUACUGAACCUAGUUGACACACCAGGCCAUGUUGAUUUCAGCUAUGAAGUAUCAAGAUCUUUAGCUGCUUGCCAGGGUGCCCUUUUGGUAGUUGAUGCAGCUCAAGGUGUUCAAGCUCAAACAGUUGCAAACUUUUACCUUGCAUUUGAAUCCAACCUUUCAAUAAUACCAAUCAUAAACAAAAUCGAUCAGCCAACAGCUGACCCUGAUCGAGUCAAAUCCCAGUUGAAAUCCAUGUUUGAUCUUGACCCAAGCGAUGUACUUUUAACCUCUGCUAAAACCGGUCAAGGUCUUGAACACGUGAUUCCAGCCGUAAUAGAGCGGAUUCCGCCUCCUCCCGGAAUGUGUGAUUCCAAUCUUCGUAUGUUUCUGUUGGAUUCUUAUUACGAUGAGUAUAAGGGGGUGAUAUGUCACGUGGCGAUUGUUGAUGGGUCUUUGCGUAAAGGUGAAAAGAUUACAUCAGCUGCAACGGGUCAAUCUUAUGAGGUUUUGGAUGUUGGAAUCAUGCAUCCAGAACUUCGAAGUACUGGAUUCCUUUUGACUGGUCAAGUUGGGUAUAUGGUUAGUGGUAUGAGGUCAACUAAGGAGGCGCGUGUUGGAGAUACAUUGUUUCAUAACAAAACUAUUGUAGAGCCUCUACCAGGGUUCAAGGCUGCAAAACAUAUGGUUUUUUCUGGACUUUAUCCUGCUGAUGGAUCUGAUUUUGAAGGUUUGAAUAAUGCAAUUGAGAGAUUAACAUGUAAUGAUGCAAGUGUCUCUGUUGCUAGAGAGAGUAGUACAGCACUUGGAUUAGGUUUCAGGUGUGGGUUCUUAGGAUUACUCCACAUGGAUGUUUUCCAUCAACGGCUUGAGCAGGAAUAUGGAACUCAUAUUAUUUCCACUGUUCCAACUGUACCAUAUAUCUUUGAGUAUUCAGACGGGAGCAAAGUAGAGGUUCAAAAUCCAGGUGCUUUCACUGCAAACCCUAAAAUCCGAGUGGUUGCUUCUUGGGAACCUACAGUAUUGGCAACUAUUAUUAUCCCCAGUGAGUAUGUGGGAGCUGUUAUUACUCUUUGCUCUGAAAGAAGAGGGGAACAAUUAGAGUAUUCAUUUAUCGAUAGUCAAAGGGCAUUUAUGAAGUACAGGUUACCCCUAAGGGAAAUUGUUGUUGACUUCUACAAUGAACUAAAAAGUAUUACAUCUGGUUAUGCUUCAUUCGAUUAUGAAGAUUCAGAGUAUGUGGCUUCUGAUGUGGUGAAACUUGAUGUUCUUUUGAAUGGACAACCUGUUGAUGCAAUGGCAACUAUUGUUCAUAGUUUGAAAGCACAACGUGUUGGUCGUGAACUUGUAGACAAACUCAAGAAAUUUAUCGAUAGACAAAUGUUCGAGAUCACAAUACAAGCUGCUGUUGGAUCAAAGGUCAUUGCUAGGGAAACGAUUUCGGCUUUGAGAAAGAACGUUCUUGCAAAGUGUUAUGUUGGAGAUGUGACAAGGAAGAAGAAAUUGUUGGAGAAACAAAAAGAAGGAAAGAAGAGAAUGAAGCGUGUUGGGUCAGUCGAUAUCCCUCAAGAGGCUUUUCACGCAAUACUGAAAGUAGGCUAACUUUUACAAAAAAAAAUCCUCAAGAGCCCAAAUUUACAAAUAAAAAUAAAAUAAAUUCCAAGGCCGAAUAUUAAAGGAGAUAAGUGCACGUGCUAGUCUUUUGGCUCAUUGUCGGGAAAGGGUAUUUUUGGUAGUCUAAAGGUAACCAACCAAUCAUGGAUAUCUACAUUGAAAAAAAGACAUUUUUGCCCUUCAAUAUUAUAGAGACGAUCGAGAUAGGGAUAUUUUUGGUAGUGUAUCGGGUAACUAACUAAUCAAGUCAUGGAUAUCUAUCUACAUUGAAAAGAUAUUUUUUCCCUUUGUUAUUCAUUGUAGAAUAUUCAUACAUAUGUCUUUGAAAAGACUUGCAACGUACAAAUGUCAACGUAUUUGAUUAUUGUCAUCGUGUCUUUUAGAACCAUAUAGUGUAUUAGCUUAUUAUUAUAUUUUUUUUAUUUUAUUGUUAUUGAAUGCACUACAAAUUUUAAAAUGUAGUGUAUAUUUUAGGAUUUAGGACGAGGGAGAGGGGAUCCAUUAAGGAAACUAUGAAACAGUGUGAGAG
Messenger RNA from Lactuca saligna, 2774 nucleotides. NCBI's taxonomy places the organism in Eukaryota, Viridiplantae, Streptophyta, Magnoliopsida, Asterales, Asteraceae. The record is from the annotation of a GenBank genome assembly.